AUGGCCAUGUUCGCUGCCUUUACCGACGAAAACGACGAAUUCUGUCAAAGUCUAAAACAGUAUGCGGAAGUACGGGCUAAGGUGGACGAGGGAGCUGAAAACGAUGCGAUAACAGAGCUCCAAGGCAUUCUACAUCCUAUUAUGAAAUUCAUACACAAGAAAGACAGGCGUUUCGAUGACAGUGUGAUACCUGUAGGGAGACAUACGCUAAAUAUGAAAGUCAUUGAGAAUGAGUCGGCUGAUUUCGAGUUGCUCGUGCCUAUUUUAGGAUUACCCGACCCAAAGUGGUCAUUUAAUGACAGACCACGACUCUAUGAUUUCACCAAUUCCAUUGACGGUAAGAUCCGCCUCGUUCGAAGGCACCGAACUAAACCUCUUCCGGAGCCCAUAACAGGGCAACAUUUCUUGUGGAUCGAGGACCGUACGAUGAGUCGGAGCUGGAACGAUUGGAUUUUUAACAGGGAUCUUAUUCCAUGUAAGGUCAAAGCUCGUCUCAGGGAGUUGGUAGACGCUGCAAUACACGAAGGUCAUUCUAAAGGAGCUGUUGCCCUCUUAGCCGCACCAAAGGGAUGCGCUCGUCUUCGUAUACACUUUAGCAGAGGGGCCAUUCACGCUGUUUUGCGCCCAACUGUCUUGUCCGAAGGCAGCGGUUUUCCAUCCGAAGUACAUUCCGAGUGGCCGCGGUCGCAUCUGUGGCCUCAAGGUUUCAAAGUUAAGGAUCUCCGGAAAAUUGGAACAGACUCAGUGGCAAUUGAUGACCUAUAUUGGUCACAGUCAUAUUCACAGUGUGAAGAGUUCUUGGUUAAUAGUAUUGAUCGGGAUGGCGGAUGUAGAAAGGUGUGUCUGAGAAUUCUGGAGAAGUUACGGGAAGAGCAUUGGUGUCCGAACAGCGUUGGCAACAAGGAGCCGGCACUUACAUACUACCAUUUACAGACGGCUCUUCUUUGGCAAUGUGAAGAGUGGUCCUUCACGGUGGACUGGAUACGAGACAAACUCCCCAUUCGUUUUAUUUCAAUUGUUCGAAGACUUCUACAGUGGGUAUCUGCUCGUCGAUUGAAUCACUACUUCUUGAGCAGUGUCAACUUAUUCGCUGACAAUAACGGGAAGUUAAAGGACGAAGAAGGUCUGAGGAACGUUCAAGAAAGCAUUGAAAGUUUCGUCAGGUCGCCCCAUUUAUUCCUUAGCGACAGUGUCCCGAUAAACCACGACUUGCCGGAUAUACUGAAAAACAGUUCCGAGAGUAAACUGAAACGAAACAACGACGACAGUAACGUAACGACAGAUCCCUUGUAG
Messenger RNA from Saccoglossus kowalevskii, 1293 nucleotides. Its product is annotated as protein mab-21-like 3. NCBI's taxonomy places the organism in Eukaryota, Metazoa, Hemichordata, Enteropneusta, Harrimaniidae. The record is from RefSeq and is a predicted model, not a curated record.